AUGAAAGUUAAGGUAAUAAAUAUUCACUNUGCCAGUCCCGUAUCUCCACAGCCUGCCAGUCCCGUAUCUCCACAGCCUGCCAGUCCCGUAUCUCCACAGCCUGCCAGUCCCGUAUCUCCACAGCCUGCCAGUCCCGUAUCUCCACAGCCUGCCAGUCCCGUAUCUCCACAGCCUGCCAGUCCCGUAUCUCCACAGCCUGCCAGUCCCGUAUCUCCACAGCCUGCCAGUCCCGUAUCUCCACAGCCUGCCAGUCCCGUAUCUCCACAGCCUGCCAGUCCCGUAUCUCCACAGCCUGCCAGUCCCGUAUCUCCACAGCCUGCCAGUCCCGUAUCUCCACAGCCUGCCAGUCCCGUAUCUCCACAGCCUGCCAGUCCCGUAUCUCCACAGCCUGCCAGUCCCGUAUCUCCACAGCCUGCCAGUCCCGUAUCUCCACAGCCUGCCAGUCCCGUAUCUCCACAGCCUGCCAGUCCCGUAUCUCCACAGCCUGCCAGUCCCGUAUCUCCACAGCCUGCCAGUCCCGUAUCUCCACAGCCUGCCAGUCCCGUAUCUCCACAGCCUGCCAGUCCCGUAUCUCCACAGCCUGCCAGUCCCGUAUCUCCACAGCCUGCCAGUCCCGUAUCUCCACAGCCUGCCAGUCCCGUAUCUCCACAGCCUGCCAGUCCCGUAUCUCCACAGCCUGCCAGUCCCGUAUCUCCACAGCCUGCCAGUCCCGUAUCUCCACAGCCUGCCAGUCCCGUAUCUCCACAGCCUGCCAGUCCCGUAUCUCCACAGCCUGCCAGUCCCGUAUCUCCACAGCCUGCCAGUCCCGUAUCUCCACAGCCUGCCAGUCCCGUAUCUCCACAGCCUGCCAGUCCCGUAUCUCCACAGCCUGCCAGUCCCGUAUCUCCACAGCCUGCCAGUCCCGUAUCUCCACAGCCUGCCAGUCCCGUAUCUCCACAGCCUGCCAGUCCCGUAUCUCCACAGCCUGCCAGUCCCGUAUCUCCACAGCCUGCCAGUCCCGUAUCUCCACAGCCUGCCAGUCCCGUAUCUCCACAGCCUGCCAGUCCCGUAUCUCCACAGCCUGCCAGUCCCGUAUCUCCACAGCCUGCCAGUCCCGUAUCUCCACAGCCUGCCAGUCCCGUAUCUCCACAGCCUGCCAGUCCCGUAUCUCCACAGCCUGCCAGUCCCGUAUCUCCACAGCCUGCCAGUCCCGUAUCUCCACAGCCUGCCAGUCCCGUAUCUCCACAGCCUGCCAGUCCCGUAUCUCCACAGCCUGCCAGUCCCGUAUCUCCACAGCCUGCCAGUCCCGUAUCUCCACAGCCUGCCAGUCCCGUAUCUCCACAGCCUGCCAGUCCCGUAUCUCCACAGCCUGCCAGUCCCGUAUCUCCACAGCCUGCCAGUCCCGUAUCUCCACAGCCUGCCAGUCCCGUAUCUCCACAGCCUGCCAGUCCCGUAUCUCCACAGCCUGCCAGUCCCGUAUCUCCACAGCCUGCCAGUCCCGUAUCUCCACAGCCUGCCAGUCCCGUAUCUCCACAGCCUGCCAGUCCCGUAUCUCCACAGCCUGCCAGUCCCGUAUCUCCACAGCCUGCCAGUCCCGUAUCUCCACAGCCUGCCAGUUCAGCGUCUCCUCCUCAAGCGGCUUCCAUAUCCAGUAAGUUAUACUAUUUUAUACAUGUCUAAUUUU
Molecule: messenger RNA, 1663 nt
Organism: Parasteatoda tepidariorum (common house spider)
Lineage: Eukaryota; Metazoa; Arthropoda; Arachnida; Araneae; Theridiidae
Source: RefSeq, a predicted model, not a curated record